GAGCAUAUUCUUAUAAGCUACAAAUCGUAUAUUAUAAUCGCUCUUUAUAAAAAAAUCGCUCGAUAGCGCGCCGUUAGUUUAAUUUGUGGUAUGGUUAUCUCAGAACAGAUUUAAUAUUACAUGUUGCAUUCUACCUGACUGCGAAAUCGUUUAUGUAUUAGGGAAAUAUAUAACAAAAUUUCUUUUGUUGUCAAAAUGGAUAACACGUUUACACUUGCUUCCGCUGGGGAUUUUGUGGCGGUUGACCUUUACCAAUCCGCUAAUUGUUUGUACAGUGGAGCCGGCAGUUAUGUUCUAUCUCCAUUAAGUAUUCUGUACGCCGGAGCCCUGUUGUAUUUUGGUGCUAAUGGUCCAACAAAGGAUAACCUCAACACUGCGCUGCACUUCCGUACAGCAUUCGGCAACAAGAGCGACAUUUUAAAGGGAGUUUUUGAAAACACCAUUAAAAAUCUUCCGGAAAUUGGCCAGUUAAAUGACGAUCCCAGCUCUAAUAUGACAACGAAUAGGCCGCAUAUCGGCGUUAAAGCGCCAACGGAAGUUGCUUUAAUUAAUGGCGCAUUCUUCCAACAGUCGUUUCGGGCAAAGCCGGCUUUUGCUCAGGAUGUCAGCAGUAUUUUGCAUGGGAAAAUCUAUGAUGCUGAUUUUAGCGCCAAAAAUGUUAAACAGGCGCAACAGUUUAUCAACAAUUGGGUGACCACUAAUACGUUCGGCCGCAUAAAAAACAUGUUUCCUGACAAGUCGAUCGAAAAGUCCUCCGAUUUCGUACUAGCGAACACGCUGUACUUCCGUGCCGCUUGGCAGUCACAUUUUCCCAUUCCGUCAAUGGAGAAAAAACCCUUUUACCAACUGGGCGGAAACAUCACCAACACCAUCUAUUUAGAAGCACGCCGGGCUAUUCCGUAUGCCGAAGACAAAGUCCUGGACGUGCAGUACAUCGAACUGCCUUAUGCCGAUGAUUUCUACAUGUUAGUAAUUUUACCACGGCAGAAGGACGGCAUUCGCAACUGUGAACACCAGAUCAAUACGCAAACCUUGCGGGAUCUGCGGGCGAAAAUUCCCAUGCUAAAAGCCGCUAAUCAACGACUGGUUAACAUUAUGCUGCCGAAGUUUACGAUUGAAGGAUCCUUCGACCUGAAGAAACUGCUAGCUAAAGCCGGUGUGACCUUUGCAGUCGGACCGGACGCCGAUUUCUCUAACAUGGUUGCAUCUGGAAAGCCUAAAUUGUCGGCUACGUACCAUAAAGUUUUUUUCAGCGUUGACGAAUGGGGCACGGAAGGAGCCGCGGUAUCGGAAGCGCCCCAAGCCAUCCAACUGGCCAGUCAAGCCGCCUGGGUUCCCGAUUACGCUCCUGUGGAUUUCACGGCGGAUCAUCCUUUCUUGUUUGCUGUAUUACAUCGACCAACCGAAUCCAUUCUCUUUGUGGGUCGAUUUGAGACUGUUUAGAAAUUACAACGCUCUGUAUUACUCCACUGGCUGCAUUGUGAAAAUUAAUGGCACUGGUUAAUUGCUAAUCUUGUUAAAACCAAGUGCACUGAUAUACCGAGAAAAUUUAACAGCAAUUAAAACCAU
Paramacrobiotus metropolitanus is the source of this 1569-nucleotide messenger RNA. RefSeq names its product leukocyte elastase inhibitor-like. Bases 196 to 1443 code for a protein of 415 amino acids. NCBI's taxonomy places the organism in Eukaryota, Metazoa, Tardigrada, Eutardigrada, Parachela, Macrobiotidae. The transcript has 3 exons. Gene Ontology annotation, molecular function: serine-type endopeptidase inhibitor activity. The record is from RefSeq and is a predicted model, not a curated record.